Molecule: messenger RNA, 2623 nt
Organism: Ceratosolen solmsi marchali
Lineage: Eukaryota; Metazoa; Arthropoda; Insecta; Hymenoptera; Agaonidae
Gene: Atg9
Product: autophagy-related protein 9
Biological process (GO): piecemeal microautophagy of the nucleus; autophagy of mitochondrion; protein localization to phagophore assembly site
Cellular component (GO): autophagosome; phagophore assembly site
Source: RefSeq, a predicted model, not a curated record
UUACGUUAAAGCCAUUGAGCAUAGAUAAGUUAAUUUAAUGAUAUAACAUAAUGAAACGAGACAUUGUCAUUACUUGCGUGGAAUCAAACCACAGAGAAAAAAUGAUGACGACGGUAUUAGAUAGCAAUUAUCAACAAUUAAAUUCAUUCUCAGAGGAUGAAGGCGAAGAUGAUCAUGAAACUCAGUGUGAUUCAGGUAUAAUGAUUCAUGUUGUACCAGAAAGUGGAAAAUCACGAUGGAAUCAUAUCGAAGAUUUAGACUCUUUUUUUACAAGAAUGUAUCAUUAUCAUCAAAAACAUGGCUUUGCCUGUAUGAUGCUUCAAGAAAUGUUUGAACUCGGACAAUUUAUUUUUGUUGUAAUCUUUUCAACAUUUCUAUUUCACUGUAUUGAUUAUUCAAUUUUAUUCAAAGAAAAUACAACGGAUAAAAGGUCAAUAAGUGAUGCUAUAUUACCAUCAGCACAAUGCUUAGCAAACAUGGGUAUAAUUACUUGGAUAUCUAUUCUUGUAGCAAGUAUUUUUUGGUUUUUAAGAGUAAUCAAAGUUUGUUAUCAUUUUGUUCAAUUUUGGGACAUUAAAUCCUUUUUCAAUAUUGCUUUAAAAAUUAAUGAUAAUGAUUUGGAUAACUUAACUUGGCAUGAAGUUCAAAAAAGAGUUAUAGAAGUACAGAAAGAACAGGAAAUGUGCAUUCAUAAAAGAGAAUUAACCGAACUUGAUAUCUAUCACAGAAUAUUGAGAUUUAAAAAUUAUACAGUAGCAAUGAUUAAUAAGUCUCUUUUACCUAUACGACUAAAAAUUCCAUUUUUUGGUGAUGCUAUUUUCAUGAGCAGAGGAUUAAAAUAUAAUUUAGAACUAUUACUAUUUUGGGGUCCUUGGUCACCAUUUGAGAAUAGUUGGCAUUUGCAAGAAGAUUAUAAAAAACUAAAUAAACGUCAAGAACUUGCAAAAUCUCUAUCCAAACAUAUUUUGUGGAUUGGAAUUGCUAAUUUUAUACUUAGUCCAUUAAUAUUUUUUUGGCAAAUUUUGUACUCCUUCUUCAACUAUGGCGAGUUAUUAAAAAGAGAACCUGGAGCUCUUGGAACUCGUAUGUGGUCUUUAUAUGGUAGACUGUAUCUGCGUCAUUUUAAUGAACUUGAUCAUGAAUUAAAUGCCCGAUUAAAUCGAGCAUAUCGUCCAGCCGCUAAAUAUAUGAGCAUGUUUACAUCUCCACUAAUGACAGUGAUUGCAAAAAAUAUUGCGUUCGUAUCUGGCAGUAUUUUUACAAUUUUUAUUAUGAUAACAUUUUACGAUGAAGAUUUUCUGACUGUAGAACAUGUUUUAAUGAUAAUAACAAUAACGGGAAGCAUUGCAGCCAUAUGCAGAUCUCUUGUUCCAGAUGAAAAUCUUGUUUGGUGCCCUGAAAGUUUACUUACUGCUAUUCUUGCACAUACGCAUUAUAGACCAGAUAAUUGGAGAAAACAAGCUCAUACACAAACAACUAAAAUGGAAGUUAGUCAACUUCAUAUAUUUGAAGAGUUAUUAUCACCUAUUUUAACUCCGUAUAUUUUAUGCUUCCGAUUAAGAUAUAGAGCAAUAGAUAUAGUCGAUUUUUAUCGCAAUUUUACUGUUGAAGUAACCGGGGUAGGAGACGUUUGUAGUUUCGCUCAAAUGGAUAUUAGAAAGCAUGGUAACCCAAUGUGGCAAACAGUUACUCAUAAUCCAUUUUGUAAAGAACAAGAUAUUACAAGAUACGAAAAUCUUGAAUUUGAACAUAAAGGAAAAAAUAUUACUUUAUUAUCAAAUCAAUAUACUCAAGCUGAGAAUGGUAAGACCGAGCUAUCUUUAUUACAUUUUACCCUUACAAACCCGCACUGGAAGCCACCUAACUGUGCAGAAAACUUUAUUAUUGCUUUACGAGAAAGAGCUAAAAAAGAAGCAAUAACUAUCGAUUAUUCGGAUACUAAUCCAUUGUAUACUAGUUUGACCAGUUUAUCUAGUUUAGGGCCUGAGUACAAUGACAUAGUAUCUAAUAUUCUUAGAAAUUCUAUGAUCAAUCAAAUAACUAUGCCUAGUAUAAACACAAGUAUUAGUAAUUACAAUCAACAAGUAGCAGGAAUAUCUUCAAAUACAUCUAUUAAUACUCAGAAUGCUUCAAUAAUUACUGAAAAUAUUAAUGAAAACAAAUCAGAAAUUUUAACAAAAACUAUUAGACGAGGUGUUCAUAAAAUUGAGGGAUCAUUGCAUAUUAGUGAAAGAAGUUUACUUUAUGGUUUACAACAUAUACUCGGAGCACCUCAUCAAUCUUUUAGUGCAUCUAUCAUUGGAUCUGGAUAUCAAGAUGCAAAUUUCGAAUCUGCUACCCCCCUAGAAUUAACAGCUGUUGAUAUGUCAUUAUCUACAUUGUAUCUUCAUGAACUUCACCACAGACAAGUUCAAAAAUUGGGUUAUCACGAAGCAGCAACUCGGAACAUGUGGAAAUAUAAUUCGAUUGAAGAAUUAUCAAUGUUACCUGAACUAAGACAGGAACGUGCGCCCUUACUAUUACAUCAAGAUUCUUCUGUUAGAAACAAUAAACAUUCGUAAUGAUUUUCUAAAUACUUUUUACGUAUUGUAUUUUAUAUAUAUCACAUAUGUACAUAUGCAUA